CUUCAGGUGAUUCGCCCGCCUCGACCUCCCAAAGUGCUGGGAUUAGAGGCGUGAGCCACUGCGCCCGACCCCAAGCAAACAGCCACCACUCAGCCAGCUAUUCCGCAAACUUCCUCGCAUCCACACAACACUUCCUCCUCCCUUCCCCGGAAACGGAAAGAGGAAAGGAAAGGUAAGGCCCACAACUCAGGGCUUAAGGAUCCGUUUUCCUCAGGUUUCCUGAUGGGCGGGGCCGAGUGGCCGGCGCCGACUGGCCGGGAGAGCCGUCGCUCUUGGCCGACUCCUCUUCCUAUUGGCUUCCCCGGGCACCGCCCCCUGAACAGGGCGGGAGAUUCGGUGUGCCGCACGCAGGCUUCCCAUCCCCCAGCUGGCCUGCGGGGCUCUUUACCUCCUUCGUCGUCGGGCGCGAAUUACUAGAAAUUGGCUUCUCCCAUUGGGGCCGAAGGUGCUUUCCGGCGGCGACUCAGCGGGGUGUCGUUCGGCCGGCUUGAGGCGGCCGGACUGGCGCCAGGCGGAAACCUAGCGGUGACUCUAUCUGAAUUUUGCAGCUGCAGAAUGUGUAGUACCUUAAAAGGUUGGCAACAAUGAGUAAACCAGAAUUAAAGGAAGACAAGAUGCUGGAGGUUCAUUUUGUGGGAGAUGAUGAUGUUCUUAAUCACAUUCUUGAUAGAGAAGGAGGAGCUAAAUUAAAGAAGGAGCGAGCUCAGCUUUUGGUCAACCCCAAAAAAAUAAUGAAGAAGCCAGAAUAUGAUUUGGAGGAAGAUGACCAGGAGGUCUUAAAAGAUCAGAACUAUGUGGAAAUUAUGGGAAGAGAUGUUCAAGAAUCAUUGAAAAAUGGCUCUGCUGCAGGUGGUGGAAAUAAAGUUUAUUCUUUUCAGAAUAGAAAACACUCUGAAAAGAUGGCUAAAUUAGCUUCAGAACUAGCAAAAACACCCAAAAAAAGUGUUUCAUUCAGUUUGAAGAAUGAUCCUGAGAUUAUGAUAAAUGUUCCUCAAAGUAGCAAGGGCCAUUCUGCUUCAGACAAGGUUCAGCCGAAGAACAAUGACAAAAGUGAAUUUCUGUCAACAGCACCUCGUAGUCUAAGAAAAAGAUUAAUAGUUCCAAGGUCUCAUUCUGACAGUGAAAGCGAAUAUUCUGCUUCCAACUCAGAGGAUGAUGAAGGAGUUUCACAGGAACAUGAAGAGGACACUAAUGCAGUCAUAUUCAGCCAAAAGAUUCCAGCUCAGAAUAGAGUAGUUUCAGCUCCUGUUUGCAAAGAAACACCUUCUAAGAGAAUGAAAAGAGAUAAAACAAGUGACUUAGUAGAAGAGUAUUUUGAAGCUCACAGCAGUUCAAAAGUUUUAACCUCAGAUAGAACGCUGCAGAAGCUAAGGAGAGCUCAACUGGAUCAGCAAACUUUGCGUAACUUAUUGAGCAAGGUUUCCCCUUCCUUUUCUGCCGAACUUAAACAACUAAAUCAACAGUAUGAAAAAUUAUUUCAUAAAUGGAUGCUGCAAUUACACCUUGGGUUCAACAUUGUGCUUUAUGGUUUGGGUUCUAAGAGAGAUUUACUAGAAAGGUUUCGAACCACUAUGCUGCAAGAUUCCAUUCACGUUGUCAUCAAUGGCUUCUUUCCCGGAAUCAGUGUGAAAUCAGUCCUGAAUUCUAUAACAGAAGAAGUCCUCGAUCAUAUGGGUACUUUCCGCAGUAUACUGGAUCAGCUAGACUGGAUAGUAAACAGAUUUAAAGAAGAUUCUUCUUUAGAACUCUUCCUUCUCAUCCACAAUUUGGAUAGCCAGAUGUUGAGAGGAGAGAAGAGCCAGCAAAUCAUUGGUCAGUUGUCAUCUUUGCAUAACAUUUACCUUAUAGCAUCCAUUGACCACCUCAACGCUCCUCUCAUGUGGGAUCAUGCAAAGCAGAGUCUUUUUAACUGGCUCUGGUAUGAAACUACUACAUAUAGUCCUUAUACCGAAGAAACCUCCUAUGAGAACUCUCUUCUGGUAAAGCAGUCUGGAUCCCUGCCACUUAACUCCCUUACUCAUGUCUUACGAAGCCUUACCCCUAAUGCAAGGGGAAUUUUCAGGCUACUAAUAAAGUACCAGCUGGACAACCAGGAUAACCCUUCUUACACUGGCCUCUCUUUUCAAGAUUUUUACCAGCAGUGUCGGGAGGCAUUCCUCGUCAAUAGUGAGCUGACACUCCGGGCCCAGUUAACUGAAUUUAGGGACCACAAGCUUAUAAGAACAAAGAAGGGAACUGAUGGAGUAGAGUAUUUAUUAAUUCCUGUUGAUAAUGGAACAUUGACUGAUUUCUUGGAAAAGGAAGAAGAGGAGGCUUGAAGCUUUCCUUUAUUCUUGAACCUCCCAUGGAAGGGUUGUACCCCAGCUGCCACUCCUCUAGUUGAAAGUGUUGUGUUUACAUCUGACAUUAAAUUAUUUUUCCAGCGUACAAGAUUUAAAUUUGGGAAGGGGUGGGGGAUGUCCUCAAUUAGAACUUUUGAUCAGCCUGGCUGGUACCGUCUAGUACUAUGCAGCGGUCCUCAAGUUGGAGAAAAUGUGCCUUUCAUUCAUUACCUCUCUGGAGACUUCUUGCUGGAAUGAACAGUGUGCUCAGGGACUAUUUGGAACUGGAUGUUUUUGAAAUAUUUUAUACUUAGAGAUAUUCUGAAUUUUUUGAGGGCCUUUUAACAACUCCCCGAGCUGAUUGUUUGCAAGUGUGUUUGUUCCAGAGUGUGGAAGUAUAAAGACAUGGGCAUCACGUAAAUUGGCUUUGUUUGCUAUUCUGUGUGUCAGAACCAACGAGCGUAAUGGAGAAGGCAGGUCAUCUCUUACUGUUUCUAAAACAACUUAAAAGGUAUAGAUUGGGAAGAGGUGGGUGAUCCAGCCUUCUCCUUUUGGAUUGAGGCUAUGUACUUGGUGGGGGCAGGGGAGGGAAUAUAUUAUACUACUAUUCAGUUGGGAUAGUGGGAAAAACAAAGAGUAUAUAGGGUAUCUACCCAGCCUAGAAAGCACAGAACAAUACGUCAUAUAUUUGGAACAGUUAAUGUCUGUGCCAUGACCUUCAUGAUACCAGUGAGAAGCCAGGCUAGAGAAAUAAAAUCCUGAAUUACAUUUUAGUAAUUGUUUUCAAGACACAAAAAAUAAAACAUUUCAUUAUUCUUGUAUAUUGACAUAUUUUUCUUUUCCUGAAUAACAUGCAGGUGAGUAGCAUAUUAGUGGUUGGCUGUAAAUUUAACCUUGAUUCCUCUGUCACGUAGACCUAAAACUCACUGUAAGAUAUUUCAGUUUUUUCCUUAAAAUGAUGAUUUCAAGCCUCUUAAAUAUUUGCACGAGAUUUUUUUCUUAGGAAAGAAAAAAAGGCUCACCUUGGCUACUGUUGUCAGCUUACAGUUGUCACAUACUCCCUGAAAUAUCUGACACUUGGAAAUGAAGUUCUUCCUGAAAAUAUCACUGCAAUAAAAUAUGUACUACAUCAGCAUUUCUCACUCAUUUCUUAUCUUGUAAACCUCUUUCAUGAAAAUAUUUCCAAAAAUCCUUGGAAUUUUUAAAUAACUUUUCUUGUGGUAUAUAAUUAAGUAAUUUUGGCUAGGCAUAAUGGCUUAUGCCUGUAAACUCAACACUUUAGGAGGCCAAGGCAGGAGGAUCUCUGGAGCCCAGAGUUUAAGAACAGCCUGGGCAACAUAGUGAGACCUUGUCUCUACAAAAAAUUUAAAAAAUCAUCCGGGCAUGGUGGCCCAUGCCUAUAGUCCUAGCCGCUGUGGAGGCUGAGGCAGGAGGAUCACUUGAACCCAGGGGUUCAAGAUUACAGUGAGCUAUGAUUGUGCCACUGCACUCCAGUACAGGUGCAGAGUAAGACCUUGUCUUUUUUAAUUUUUUUAAAGGCAUUUUUUAAAAAAGUAAUUUUAUGUUAAGUCCAUGGGCUUAGUCUUUUUUUUUUUUUUUUUUAGAUGGAAUUGCACUGUCACCCAGUCUAGAGCGCAGUGGUGUGAUCUAAGCUCACUGCAGCCUCUGCCUCCCAAGUUCAAGCGAUUCUUGUGCCUCAGCCUCCUGUGCUAGGACUACAGGCACACGCCACCAUGCCUGGCUAAUUUUUGUAUUUUUAGCAGAGAUGGGGUUUCACCAUAUUGGCCAAGCUGGUCUCGAAUUCCUGAACUCAAGUGAUCCCACCUCGGCCUCCCAAAGUGCUGGGAUCAGGGGUGAGCCACUGCGCUUGGCCAAGGGCUUAGUCUUAAAUAUAACCUCUAGUCAAAAUGUUUAAACAAAUGUGUACGUGAAUGUGAUUUAAAAAAUUGUUUUAAUAGUACCACAGGAUAUUCAGUGAGUUUCCUGCCCACUCCCUGAUCCACCCAGUUCUUUAGGCAACCACUAAUAGCAUUUUCUUAAGUAUUCUUCCAGAUAUAGCCUAUGCAUAUGUAAAAGUAUCUGUCUCCUUUUAAAAACACAAUUGAUAAUAUAUCAUACUUGCUGGUUUUGCACCUUGCUUUUUUUGCUUAAGAUAUCUAGUUUAUAAUGACCUAACGUGCAAAUUUUUGCAUUUGCCCUAAAUAUCUGCUGGUUUAUUUUUAUAAUUUUUGUGUCUGUACUAUUUGCAAGCAGUAUCUGUCAGUAGACUUUAUUAUUAAUAAAUAAAAAGCCAAUUUGGAUAGAAUCACUUU
Molecule: messenger RNA, 4633 nt
Organism: Piliocolobus tephrosceles (Ugandan red Colobus)
Lineage: Eukaryota; Metazoa; Chordata; Mammalia; Primates; Cercopithecidae
Gene: ORC2
Product: origin recognition complex subunit 2
Exons: 18
Coding region: 585-2318 (577 amino acids)
Biological process (GO): DNA replication
Cellular component (GO): nucleus; nuclear origin of replication recognition complex
Molecular function (GO): DNA replication origin binding
Source: RefSeq, a predicted model, not a curated record